Dichomitus squalens LYAD-421 SS1 is the source of this 2832-nucleotide messenger RNA. RefSeq names its product C-1-tetrahydrofolate synthase. The transcript is spliced from 10 exons. Gene Ontology annotation, cellular component: cytosol. The record is from RefSeq and is a predicted model, not a curated record. Lineage: Eukaryota; Fungi; Basidiomycota; Agaricomycetes; Polyporales; Polyporaceae. Gene Ontology annotation, biological process: tetrahydrofolate interconversion. The coding region runs from base 1 to 2832 and encodes 943 amino acids. Gene Ontology annotation, molecular function: methylenetetrahydrofolate dehydrogenase (NADP+) activity; methenyltetrahydrofolate cyclohydrolase activity; formate-tetrahydrofolate ligase activity.
AUGGCCACCAACGCAAAGGUCAUCGAUGGGACCGCCAUCGCAAAAUCCAUCCGCGACGAGGUCGCGGGCAGGAUCAAGACCCUGCAGUCCCAGUAUCCCCGCUUCAAGCCGCAGCUCGCUAUCAUACAGGCCGGCGCGCGUCCGGACUCGUCUGUGUACGUGCGCAUGAAGGCGAAGGCCGCGGAGGAGGUCGGCAUCCACUUCAAGCACGUCCAGGUCCCGGAGGAGGCGGAGGUGUCCGACAUCGUCGACAUCGUCCAGAAGCUCAACGACGACGAGACCAUCAGCGGCAUCCUCGUACAGCUUCCGCUUGGCUCCCAUGUGGGCGCGGACGGCGAGCGGACCGUCACUGAGGCCGUGAGCCCCGAGAAGGACGUCGAUGGGUUCCAUGCAUACAAUAUCGGCCAUCUUUCCUCGCGUGCUUCGGAUCCUCUCUUCGCCCCAUGCACGCCCACUGGUGUUAUUCGUCUUUUGGAUUCCACCGGAGUCUCGAUCGCUGGUUCUCGCGCCGUGGUCCUCGGCCGGAGCGACAUCGUUGGCAGCCCGGUCGCUGCCAUGCUCAGGCACCGCGACGCUACCGUGACCCAAUGCCACAGUCGGACACAGAACCUACCUGAGAUUGUCAAACAAGCUGAUAUCGUUGUGUCUGCCAUUGGCAAGCCGCAGUUCGUCCACGGUUCAUGGCUGAAGUCGGGCGCCGUCGUCAUCGACGUUGGCACGAACUACAUCCCAGACGCCACGAAGAAAUCAGGCCAACGCCUCGUCGGCGAUGUAGACUACGAGUCUGCGGCCGCUGUGGCGUCCCACAUCACGCCCGUCCCCGGAGGCGUCGGUCCCAUGACCGUCGCAGUGCUUAUGUCGAACACGCUCAGGGCGGCAGAACGCCUGUGGGAGCAGCAGCGCAAUCUACGCGUGAAACCUCUCAAGCUCAACAUCCUUGAGAAGGUUCCCAGUGACAUCGAGAUCUCCGAAGCCCAGACGCCCAAGCCUGUCGCGACGCUCGCGCACGAGAUCGGUAUCCGUGCCAAUGAGCUCGAGAGCUAUGGAAAGUACAAGGCCAAGGUCGAGCUGAGCAUCCUCGACCGUCUGGCGCAUCGCAAGGACGGCAAGUACAUCGUCAUUUCUGGAAUCACGCCCACCCCUCUUGGUGAGGGCAAGUCGACAACAACGAUUGGCCUUGCGCAGGCUCUCGGUGCGCACUUGGGCCGUCCUGCAUUUGCGUGUGUUCGUCAGCCCAGUCAAGGACCCACCUUCGGUAUAAAGGGCGGUGCCGCCGGUGGAGGCUACAGUCAGGUCAUCCCGAUGGACGAGUUCAACCUGCAUCUCACUGGUGAUAUCCACGCCGUGACUGCAGCAAACAACCUUCUCGCGGCUGCGCUGGACGCGCGUAUGUUCCAUGAAGCUACCCAGUCAGACAAGGCCUUGUAUAGCCGUCUCGUCCCCGCGAAGAAGGGCAAGCGCGAGUUCGCCCCUCUGAUGCUCAAGCGCCUCAAGAAGCUCGCCAUCGACAAGACCAAACCCGACGACCUCACUCCCGAGGAGAUCAACCGCUUCGCCCGUCUAGACGUCGACCCCGAAACGAUCACUUGGAACCGCGUCGUCGACGUGAACGACCGCCACCUCCGUAAGAUCACCAUCGGCCAGAACCCCACGGAGCAGGGCCACUCGCGUGUCACCGGCUUCGACAUCUCCGUCGCGUCCGAGUGCAUGGCCGUCCUCGCGCUCACGACAGACCUGGCGGACAUGCGCGAGCGUCUGGGCGCGAUGGUCGUUGCGACGAGCAAACGCGGCGAGCCCAUCACUGCGGACGACCUCGGUGUUGGAGGCGCGCUCGCUGUUCUCAUGAAGGACGCGAUCAAGCCUAACCUCAUGCAGACGCUGGAGGGCACCCCUGUCUUUGUCCACGCCGGCCCCUUCGCGAACAUCGCACACGGCAACUCGUCUAUUCUUGCCGAUCGCGUCGCGCUCAAGCUUGCGGGUACGGAGGAGGGCGACUCCUCCGACCGCGUCGGCUACGUCCUCACGGAGGGUGGCUUCGGGGCGGACAUGGGCAUGGAGAAGUUCUGCAACAUUAAGUGCCGUGUGAGCGGCCUCAAGCCCGACGCCACCAUCAUCGUCGCGACGACUCGCGCGCUGAAGAUGCACGGGGGAGGUCCCGACGUCACCCCCGGCAAGCCCCUUUCCGACACGUACACCAAGGAAGACCUUGUUACGCUCAAGGAGGGCACCAAGAACCUCGCGAAGCACAUUCAGAACGCGCGCAAAUUUGGCCUGAAGGUCAUCGUCGCUAUCAACCAGUUCGCCUCUGAUACCCCGGCCGAGCUUGAGCUUGUCAGGCAGGAGUCGUUGGCCGCAGGCGCCGAUGCCGCUGUGGUUAGCAACCACUGGGCCAAGGGUGGUGCCGGCGCGCGCGAUCUCGCGGAGGCUGUCAUCGCGACCUGCGAGGGCGAAUCUAACUUCAGGUUCCUCUAUGACCUCGACCUCCCCAUCGAGAAGAAGAUUGAAAUCAUCUCGAAGGAAAUCUAUGGUGCCGACGGCAUCGAGCUCAGCGAGCUCGCCCAGAAGCAGGUCGAGACUUACACCCGUCAGGGCUACGGCAACCUUCCCAUCUGCAUGGCAAAGACUCAGUACUCGUUCUCGCACGACCCGAAGCUCAAGGGCGUCCCGACGGGCUUCACGAUCCCGAUCCGCGCCGUCCGCCUCUCCGCCGGCGCAGGCUUCCUCUACCCCAUCCUCGGCGAUAUGCAGACCAUGCCCGGUCUUGGCACACGGCCGGGCUUCUGGGAGGUCGGACUUGACCCUGAGACGGGCCGUGUCGUCGGCCUCUUCUAA